Eurytemora carolleeae is the source of this 659-nucleotide messenger RNA. Its product is annotated as sorting nexin-3. Gene Ontology annotation, biological process: late endosome to Golgi transport; endocytic recycling. The record is from RefSeq and is a predicted model, not a curated record. Gene Ontology annotation, molecular function: phosphatidylinositol-3-phosphate binding. NCBI's taxonomy places the organism in Eukaryota, Metazoa, Arthropoda, Copepoda, Calanoida, Temoridae. The transcript is spliced from 7 exons. The coding region runs from base 80 to 562 and encodes 160 amino acids. Gene Ontology annotation, cellular component: retromer complex; early endosome membrane.
AAUACAUUAUUUUAUUCUUUUCCUUAAAAUUUUCAGAAGAAACAACUUCAAGGUGGCAGAAUACAGAUUCAAGUUCAGUAUGAAUGAAUCCACUCAGCGGAUAGCGACCAAUAAACAAUCCCUGGAUGAUGCCUACAGUGCACCAGCUAACUAUCUUGAAAUAUCUGUAACUGAUGCUAAAACCUACGGGGAGGGAAGACAGAGGUUCACCGAUUAUGCAAUUAGCACUAAAACUAAUAUACCCGUCUUCAAGAUUAAAGAAUCAACAGUGAGGCGACGAUAUUCAGACUUUAAGUGGUUGAGAGACGAGCUGGAGAGAUCUGUUCAGAUCACCCUACCAGGGCUCCCGGGGAAAGCUUUAACUAGACAAAUUCCAUUUGUGAAAAAUGAUGACGGUAUUUUUGAAAUAGAAUUCAUUGAAGAACGGAAAACAGGGUUAGAGGAUUUUAUAAAUAAACUGGCUGGACAUCCGCUAGUACAGAACGAACAAUGUUUACAUAUGUUCCUCCUGGAACCAGCACUAGACAAGAGGAACUAUGUUCCAGGAAAGGUUCCUCAUUGAUAGGAAACAUAGUGGAACAAUACACUAUUCUGGGAUAACAGAAAAUAUUGUUAUGAAUAACAUAUAUAUUUAAAAUAAAUUAUGUUUUUCUGUUAAA